This is a messenger RNA of Trametes versicolor FP-101664 SS1, 150 nucleotides long. RefSeq lists its product as uncharacterized. Lineage: Eukaryota; Fungi; Basidiomycota; Agaricomycetes; Polyporales; Polyporaceae. The record is from RefSeq and is a predicted model, not a curated record. The annotation marks the transcript as partial. The transcript has a single exon.
CUCAAGCUCCCAAUCACAUGGAAGAUCCACCCCGUGUUUCACGCAAGUUUCCUAACCCUUUACCACGAGAACAACACACACGGCCCCAAUUACACGAGGCCACCUCCUGAUGUGAUCGACGAGCAAGAUGAAUACGAAGUCGAGGCGAUC